Molecule: messenger RNA, 1400 nt
Organism: Camponotus floridanus (Florida carpenter ant)
Lineage: Eukaryota; Metazoa; Arthropoda; Insecta; Hymenoptera; Formicidae
Product: ubiquitin-conjugating enzyme E2 S
Exons: 5
Coding region: 462-1028 (188 amino acids)
Source: RefSeq, a predicted model, not a curated record
AGGAGGAGGAGGAGGAAAAGGUGGAAGAGGAGGAACAAUCGACUUCUAGCUUCGAGAGUACGCUCGAGUCUGGCACGCGAUUGGCUGUCAGUUUAAAAUGUUGGUUAUUGCGGGCGAUGCCGUGCUAAUGUUGUGACGUUAAGCGUUUUCCUAGAGUCGCACGUCGCACGUCGCACGUUGCACCGCGCGCUGCGCGCUUGAAAGAGAGUUGGAGGAAGACGGAACGUGUAACGUGUAGUCGCGGCGUUGCAGUUGCACGCGAGGCCUGGCCGAGAAUACGUUGCAAGCUUUCGGCGAUUAUGGCUGCCGCCGUGAGCUCCCCUAUCCGUCUAUUACCGAUGCGCGCCUUGCGCUGAAAUGUUUGCGCCGCGUGUCCUGACGAGACCGAUAUCGCCAAUCGUACAUUCUUGCAGAAUGUGGAAAAUUUAUCGCCGCAAAUUAUCCGCCGAGUGGCCAAGGAGAUGGCAGAAUUGGCCGCGCAACCACCCGAGGGUAUUCGUGUCAUUUUGAACGAGGCGGACAUCACCGAUAUCCAAGCUGUCAUCGAAGGCCCGUCCGGGACUCCGUACGCUGGCGGUUUCUUUAGAGUUAAACUAGCUCUUGGAAAAGACUUCCCGCAAGGACCACCAAAGGCUUAUUUCCUCACAAAGAUUUUUCAUCCCAAUGUAGCAAAAAAUGGCGAAAUAUGCGUUAAUACUUUAAAAAAGGAUUGGAAACCAGAUCUUGGAAUACAACAUAUAUUACUGACCGUAAAAUGUUUACUAAUAGUGCCAAAUCCUGAAUCUGCUUUGAAUGAGGAAGCUGGCAAAUUACUCUUAGAAAGUCACGACGAAUAUUCAGAACGAGCAAAAAUGAUGACUGAGAUACAUGCACAGGGAGGCGGUAAAGGUAGUAAAGCGGGUCUGGAAAGUUGCGCCUCUUUGGAAAGCGGGGGACCUCUUCCAAAAAAACAUGCGGGUGAUAAGAAACUAACGGCGGAAAAGAAAAAAAUGUUAAAGGACAGGAAGAGGACACUGAAAAGAUUAUAAAAAUAAAUCAUUAUUUAUCUGUCUUUUGUAAUUUAAAAUAUUGAUGCGGGGUAAAAUGUUGCCUCGUAUUGUAUACAAUUAUUAUUGCAUAGUAAAAUUUUAUUAUCUAAACGUGACUGAUCUUAUUAUUAAAUAUUUAGAGAAUUUGAUAUUUCUGAUAGUAUGUAAAAAAAAUACGAGAAGAAAGGGAAAGAGAAAAAUUGAUCUACAUUUUGUGGAAGAUAAAGUACAAUUCUGUAGCAAUCUCUAUAAUUGCAGGCUGAAUAUUAUAGUAAUAGCCUGCUCUCUAUGCUAUUUAUUAGCAAAUAUUUUUACAUAUGUACAAAACGAUAUACAAUGUGAUUAAGUAAAAUAAAAUGUGUCUUCGCAAAG